Opisthocomus hoazin is the source of this 471-nucleotide messenger RNA. The record is from RefSeq and is a predicted model, not a curated record. Lineage: Eukaryota; Metazoa; Chordata; Aves; Opisthocomiformes; Opisthocomidae.
AUGUCACUGAGAAAGAUACAGUUAAACCCAGAGGUUCCUGUUCUUCAAACAAACAAUGGUCCUGGUCUGACUGGAUUAAUGACCAUAGCUGCCCACCUAGUUAAACAGGCCAAGAAAGACCAACUGCUUGGAAGCACUGCAGAAGAGAAGGCUGUGGUUCAGCAGUGGUUGGAAUAUAGAGUGACUCGAGUAGACGGAGGCUCUAGUAAAGAAGAUACUAGAAUAAUUCUGAAGGAUCUUAACAUGCACCUUGAAGAUAAAGUCUACCUUGCAGGAAACAUUUUUACCUUAGCAGACAUUUUGAUGUACUAUGGAUUGCAUCGUGUCAUGGUGGACCUUACGGUGCAAGAAAAGGAGACGUACCUUAAUGUGUCUCGUUGGUUCAGUCACAUUCAGCAUUAUCCAGGCGUCCGACAACAUCUGUCUAAUGUCGUCUUUAUCAAGAACAGAUUAUACACUAAUGCUCAUUAA